Messenger RNA from Arctia plantaginis, 543 nucleotides. The record is from the annotation of a GenBank genome assembly. Lineage: Eukaryota; Metazoa; Arthropoda; Insecta; Lepidoptera; Erebidae.
AUGAGCGGGAGGGAAGGCGGAAAUGCAGUUCCCUCUUCGAGUGCAGCGGGCGCAAGCGGCAGCGUCGUUACAGGGGUGACGCGCCGCGGACGAUGCAAGUGGUUCAACGUCGCGAAGGGCUGGGGGUUCAUUACCCCUGACGACGGUGGGCAAGAUGUUUUCGUGCACCAGAGCGUAAUUCAAAUGCCUGGGUUUAGAUCACUUGGUGAUGAAGAGGAGAUAGAAUUUGAAUGCAAGGAGUCCGAUAAAGGCCUGGAGGCGACUCGUGUCUCCGGGCCAUCAUCUGUUGACUGCCAGGGUUCACACCGACGGCCACUCUCCAAAAAACGGUUCAGAAAGAUACGUUGCUAUAAUUGUGGCGAGUUCGCCAAUCACAUAGCGGCUAAGUGCAGUAUUGGCCCACAACCAAAGAGAUGUCACAACUGCAAAAGUGAGGACCACCUCAUUGCUGACUGCCCAAUUAAGGUUGAAAAGAAGAAUGAGCCGUCUAAGAGUUCGAGCAGUUCGCAAGGGGGACAGCAGGACAGCCCACCGCAGUCGUAA